Messenger RNA from Sodiomyces alkalinus F11, 3624 nucleotides. RefSeq lists its product as hypothetical. The record is from RefSeq and is a predicted model, not a curated record. NCBI's taxonomy places the organism in Eukaryota, Fungi, Ascomycota, Sordariomycetes, Glomerellales, Plectosphaerellaceae. The transcript has 7 exons. The coding region runs from base 1 to 3624 and encodes 1207 amino acids.
AUGACGUUCAGCUUGAUCAUACCGUUCGGCCGCAACUCUUGUCGGGGGACACUCUCCGGGUUCCCGUCCCGGAGAAGAGUCGUCCUUCGACCUCAUGUACAUCGCCUCCCCGUCCUCAUCUGCUUUGCCCUCUUGUCCCUGCUCCUCGUCGCCAUCCUCGAGGUCCUCACCCGCCAGAGCCUGAUGGCCGGGGGCCUCUCCCUGUCCACCGAGCCAGACGACCUCUCCGCCUUCGCCACCUUCGGCUACCUCUUCCUCCCCACCGUCGUCGCCGUCUUCUACAGCUUGUUCUGGAGCUGGGUCGACCUGGACGCGAAACGGACGCAGCCUUGGUUCGAAAUGUCGCGGGAGGAGGGGGCCACCGCUAACCACUCCAUCCUGUUGACGUACCCCUACGACUUUGUCGGCUUUGUGCCCUUUCGGGCCUUGAAGAAUCGCCAUUGGCCCGUGUUCUUCUCCGGCACCACCAUGACAAUCAUCAUGUGGGCCAUCGUCCCCUUACAAGCCGCCAUCAUCGCUACCGAUUCCGUCACCAGGACCCGCGAUGUCCGCAUCCUGAACGGCCUCACCUUCAUGCCCACCUCCGAGCACCCCAUGAUCCUCGACCAAUCCAUCCUGAACGAAGCCUACGCCAUCACCUGGCUCGACCAACGGUACCCCCCUUUUACCACUCCAGAUUACACCAUCAUGCCAUUCGAAGUGCAGGCCAGCGAUCCACAGACGCCUACUACUACCACAAACAGGAAUCUGACAGGAACAUCCGUCAAAUACUGGACCGACUUGGACUGCUGGCCCGCCCAAAUCUCAAGACACGGCCCCUCGACGCGGAGGACCUUCGACUUCCUCGACGGCCGGGGCUGCAACGCCAGCGACAUCGCCGCCUACGGCCACUUCGGCGGCCAGAGUCCCUUCAAGAUGUUCUACCUCGGCUGGCAGGACAGCGCCUUCGCCUCCUACUCUCUCGAGAGCCCGACCUGCCCCGACGUCCGCAACCAGUUCCUGGCCAUCUGGACCCACCACAACGCCUCCCUGAUGGAGGACCACCCGAACGACAUCCGACUGGAGGCUGCCUUCUGCAAGACGAGCUAUUACCGCCAGACCGUCCGCGUCACCGUGUCGGCGGAGAACCGGGAACCCGUGGAGGGCUCGGUCGUCCCCCUGGGGCCCGUGCAGCCGUUGACCGAGGCGGAGUUUAACGUCACCGCCUUCGAGUACCUCCUCGGCGCGGGCGUGUCGGCUGUCGAGUUGCACGUCCAGCGAGAUUAUCCCUUCGGACGGCUGCUCGAGCAGUAUCCCCACAUGAUCGACCUGGGGUUGGCGUGGCCCAUGUCGCCCAUGGUCGGGUUCGCCGUCGGAUCGCAGAAGGAAGACCUGCCUUCGCUCCACGUGUUCCAGAACCGGUCACGACUCAUCGAGGCGUUCACCAUCGCACACAGGCAGAUCUUCUCCCUCGCACUACGUCGGGUCAUGGUCAGCGCGACCGACAACUUCACGGCGCAGGGGACCGAGAACAUGGAGCUACACGGCAUCGUCGUCAGCCGUCUGUUCUCCGCCAUCGUCGAGGCGUUACUCGUCUUGGUGUCCCUUUUCGUGCUCGCGCUGGCGUGGAUUUGUCGGAAGGCGCCGAGCGCCCUGACCGAGGACCCGAAUUCCCUUGCGUCUCUGAUGGAUAUCUGCCGCGACAGCUCAGCUCUCUUGGACAAUCUCGCCGGUAAGGGCUGCGCGUCCGAGGAAGACUUGGCCGACGCACUGCAGGAUUUGAGGGUUAUUGAAGUCCUGGGCGACCGUGGGAACGCACAGAGUGGUGGUCGGGUGAACCUCGAUCGGCAGGACUCGGCGGCGGCUAGAGGUCAUUACACCCCUGUCCGACCUUGGGCUCUUCGCCGUCCUCUUGCUGCCUUGGUCAUAUUGAUUAUGGUCGCGGCAAUGGUUUGCCUUGUGUAUCUCAAGCAGGAGGAACAAACCCGAGGUGGGCUUAUACCGCCGAAUGCCAGCUUCGAUGUCCAGCAACUCCUCCUCAGUUUCUUGCCAACCAUCUUUGCCACUUUGAUGGAGCCCUUCUGGGUCCUAUUGAACCGCUUGCUCUGCAUUCUGCAACCAUUCAAGGACCUUUGGUCGGGCCAUAGACCAGCUAAAGGGUCCAUAAACGCAAGGGCCCUGGGAGCCGGUCACUUUCUUCUAGCCAUGCUUGCCGCUGUGGCCCUGCUCUCCAACGUCCUCGCAGUCGGUCUCGGCGGUAUCUUCAACCAGCAUCCGGUGCAGGUCCGCUACCCGCGCACGUUCGAGGCCUUUCUUUUUCCCAAGAUUGAUAAGGCGACUCUCCACGACGUCUACUUCCUUCCUCGGAGCUUUACGGGAUUGGAUUAUCACGAGCCCUUCGUCGACUACUAUUUCCGCCCGUUCACUCUCCCAAACAGCGAAGAAACGAUUGCCCAGGCGUACACAUCGACCACCAGGGGCUUCGGCGUCACGCCCCAAUGUUCGCCUCUGGGCAAAUUCGAUUCCAAUGGCGUUGGCCCUCUGGUCAAUUACACGCUGUCAAGGAGAGGCCGCAUUCUUCCUGAAUGUCCAACACACUUUCAACCCGCCCAGUUGACCUUGGACAGGGCUCUUGUUAACAUGCCUUUCGGUCCUUCCGCCGCUGAGGUUGUAGACACUCUCGCCUCUGGCGCGGCUUAUGAUGUCUGCGAUACGACGCUGGUUCUGGGCUGGUCACAGAGUCCUCAGGUCCGGGAUACAGAUGGUUUCAUGGAAACCACGUUACUCUUAUGCGAGCCUGACUUUACGACAGCCCUUUUCGAACUAACCGUCAAUGAACAGGGUGUUGUACUUGCCUCGAAGCAGGUUUCCGAGUCCACGAACGUGCUCGACUAUCAAGACGCAACGAAUGAUACCGACACAUUGAUCGUCAUGACGAACUACCAGCUCAGGAAGUCGGAGCUGGCUUGGCACAACGAUACCCUAUCGCGAGACUGGAUGAACCACUUCUUGAAGAUCAUGCCCGGACACAAAGACCUCCUCGAUCCCGACGCCGCUCUUCCCGACCCCGAAGCCGUGAUCCCGUCUAUAGAGACCCUCUACCGCCAGCUCUUCGCCCUCAUCCUCGGCCUCAACCACCAAGUCUUCGAGCGCAGCCGCGAACCCGUCCUACUCGAGGGUACCGAACACCGCACCGAGACGCGCAUCUUCAUCCCCCUCCCCGCCUUCAUCAUGAGCGUCGCCGUGCUAGGCCUCGACGUCCUCGUCGCCGCCAUCCUGUACGGCUUCGGCAUCAAGCACUUCCUGCCCCGCAUGCCCACCACCGUCGGCUCCAUCCUGGCCUACGUGGCGCCCAGCCGCGCAUUGCGGGAAUACCACCCGGUCGAGGAAGGCGAGAAGAUGACCACGACGACCUCGACUCCUCGCGGCGCCGCCUCGUCCAGCACGUUUAGUUUCGGGCGAUACAUAGGCGACGACGGCCACGCCCACGUCGGCAUCGAGCUGGACCCGUAUGUCGUGCCGCUGCGCCUCUCGUCCUUGCGGAACGGCGACACGCGGCCUAGGAAAUCUCUGAUCGGGAGGAUCCUGCUCGGACGCAGGGAGUCGCUGCCGAAGGGGGGAAAGGGGACCGACACGUGGUUGUAA